CUCUGCCAGUCAACAAUCAUACACUUAGCUUCAACACUCAACUAAAGAUCCAUAACUCCCCGCAGAAUCGGCUAUCGACAGCCCGUCCAUCCAAAUGAAGCACUUAGGGCUCAGUCUCUACAUCCACUACAAGGACCAUAAAUACCAGUCUCAACCACCUCCCAAACAUAGCCCCAAACCCAUUCCCCAUAUCCCAUACCAAAACCAACCAAAAUGUCCAACAACCCCUCCUUCACCGACACCGAUGACUUCACCUCCACCUCCCGCGGCUUCAUCGCCGCCCUCGAACCCCCCAUCAUCACCUCCCCCCAAGGCAAGCCCAUCUGGGACCUAACCAGCUACACCUUCCUCUCCGCCACCUGUCCAUCCACCGCACACCCCAACCUGUGGCGCCAGGGCCAACUCACCGCCAAACACGGGCUGUACGAGAUCUGUCCUGGCAUCUACCACAUCCGCGGCUACGACCUGUCCAACAUGACGAUCGUCGAAGGCGCUAGUGGCAUCAUCGUCAUCGACCCGCUGAUCUCGUGCGAGUGCUCGGCCGCCGGACUAGCGCUGUAUCGUGCGCAUCGAGGACACAGGAAAGUCACGGCGUUGGUGUAUUCGCAUUCGCAUGGGGAUCAUUAUAUGGGGGCUGGGGGUGUUUUAGAUACAGAGAUAGAAGGAGGGAAAGUGGGAGAGGGGAUUCCGAUCCUCGCGCCAGACGGAUUCAUGGAAGCCGUCAUGAGCGAGAGUAUUCUCGCAGGACCGGCGAUGCGGCGGCGCGGGGCGUUCAUGUACGGGAAUGCGCUGCCGAGGGGGCCUUCAGGCCAGAUCGGCACGGGACUAGGGCUGGGGUCGAGCGUGGGCACGACGAGUCUGAUUCCCCCGACGGUGUUGAUCCAGCGGACGGGCGAAGAACAUGUGCUGGACGGCGUGCGGGUCGUGUUCCAGAUGGUUCCUGGCAGCGAGGCCCCCGCGGAGAUUAAUUUCUUUUUCCCGGACUACCGCGCGCUGUGUGUGCCGGAGACGGCGACGAACUGUAUGCAUAACGUGGUGACGCUGCGGGGGGCGCAGGUGCGCGAUGCGAAGGCGUGGUCCGGGUACUUGGACGAGGCGAUUGUGCUGUUUGCACGCGACGCGGACGUGCUGUUUGGGAGUCAUCAUUGGCCGACGUGGGGGAGAGAAGCGCUGGUGAGGAGGCUGGAGGAGCAGAGGGAUUUGUACGGGUAUAUGCAUGAUCAGACGGUGCGGAUGAUGAAUCUGGGGUGGACGGGGGUGGAGAUCGCAGAGCGGAUGAGGCUGCCGGGGCGGAUCGAGAGGGCGUGGCAUUGUCGCGGGUUUUAUGGGAGUUUGAGCCAUAAUGUGAAGGGCAUCUAUCAAAAAUACAUGACCUGGUUUGACGGCCGGCCGGAGCAUCUGUGGCAGUAUCCGCCCACCGAGGAGGGCCAGCGUUACGUGGAAUGCUUUAAUGGUGUUGACGGGCUCUGCGACAAGGCGGAGACCUUCAUUCAGAAGUGCGAUUAUCGGUUUGCGGCGACGCUGCUGGCCCAUGCGGUGGCUGCGGACCCGGAUUCGACGGAGCCACGCGCAAAGCUGCUGCUGGCGUCGGUGUACGAGCAGCUAGGGUUCGGCGCGGAGAACGCCACCUGGCGCAAUUUCUACCUCACCAGCGCGCAGGAGCUGCGGAGUGGGAAGAAGGCCGGUAUGGUGGCCGGGGGACGGACGGCGUUGGGGGAGCAGCUGAGUAUCGACCAGUGGUUGGAGAUUCUGUCGGUGCAGCUGGACGGGGAGAGAGGGGCGGAUCUGCAGUUUGCGAUCGAUUUUGAGGUCACGGAUGUCGGGCAGCGGUGGAGGCUGAUUGUGAGCAAUGGGGUGCUGACGAGGCGAUUGCUGGACUCGGCGGCGCAGGUUCAGGAGGCCAGAGAGCAUCCGGCGGACUAUGAGAUGGUCUUGACGAAGACGCAGCUGUUGGAGGUGAUCCGGGGACACGAGGUCAAGCCGGAGAGGGAGAGUGGUCGGCAGGAAGUGUUGCGGCAGUUGUUGGAAUUGAUCUUGGUGCAGGAGGGCUCAUCUCGAGGGCCGAGUCAGUUGUAG
Molecule: messenger RNA, 2076 nt
Organism: Aspergillus steynii IBT 23096
Lineage: Eukaryota; Fungi; Ascomycota; Eurotiomycetes; Eurotiales; Aspergillaceae
Product: alkyl/aryl-sulfatase
Exons: 2
Coding region: 214-2076 (620 amino acids)
Biological process (GO): dodecyl sulfate metabolic process
Molecular function (GO): protein dimerization activity; linear primary-alkylsulfatase activity
Source: RefSeq, a predicted model, not a curated record